UAGCCAGAGGAGCUGAGACAUCCGUUCCCCCAACAAGAAACUCUGAUUCUUGCAAAAUGGAUUUGCAAGUAUCAAGUACGACCUAUCUCUAUGAUGAUUAUGGUGGGGCAACACUCUGCCAAAAAACAAAUGUGAAACAAGUUGCAGCCCAGCUCCUGCCCCCACUCUACUCUCUGGUAUUCAUCUUUGGUUUUGUGGGGAACAUGUUGGUCUUCCUCAUCCUGAUAAACUUCAAGAAGCUGAAGAGCAUGACUGACAUCUACCUGUUCAACCUGGCCAUCUCUGACUUGCUCUUCCUGCUCACUCUCCCAUUCUGGGCUCACUAUGCUGCAAAUGAGUGGGUCUUUGGGAAUAAAAUGUGUAAAUUACUCACAGGACUCUAUCACAUUGGUUAUUUUGGUGGAAUCUUCUUCAUUAUCCUCCUGACAAUUGAUCGAUACUUGGCUAUUGUCCAUGCUGUGUUUGCUCUGAAAGCCAGGACAGUCACCUUUGGGGUGAUUACAAGUGGAGUCACUUGGGUGGUGGCUGUGUUUACUUCACUCCCAGAAACAAUCUUCAUCAAAUCUCAAAAAGAAGGUCUUCAUUCUACGUGUAGUCCUCAUUUUCCACACAGCCAAUAUCAUUUCUGGAAGAGUUUCCAAACAUUAAAGAUGGUCAUCUUGAGUCUGGUCCUGCCCCUACUUGUCAUGGUCAUCUGCUACUCAGGAAUUCUCCAAACCCUGUUUCACUGUAGAAAUGAGAAGAAGAGGCACAAGGCUGUGAGGCUCAUCUUUGCCAUUAUGAUUAUCUACUUUAUUUUCUGGACUCCCUACAACAUUGUCCUUCUUCUGUACAACUUCCAGGAAUUCUUUGGACUGAAUAAUUGCAGUAGUUCUAAUAGACUAGACCAGGCCAUGCAGGUGACAGAGACUCUUGGAAUGACACACUGCUGCAUCAACCCUGUCAUCUAUGCCUUUGUUGGAGAGAAGUUCCGGAAUUAUCUCUCGGUGUUCUUUCAAAAACACAUUGUUAAACGUUUUUGCAGGCACUGUCCAAUCUUCCAGCAAGGCAAUCUUGAUCGUAUAAAUUCAGCCUAUACCCGAUCCACAGGGGAGCAGGAUGUUUCUACUGGUUUAUGA
Microtus oregoni (creeping vole) is the source of this 1118-nucleotide messenger RNA. Its product is annotated as C-C chemokine receptor type 5. The transcript has 2 exons. Gene Ontology annotation, cellular component: membrane; cytoplasm. The record is from RefSeq and is a predicted model, not a curated record. NCBI's taxonomy places the organism in Eukaryota, Metazoa, Chordata, Mammalia, Rodentia, Cricetidae. Gene Ontology annotation, biological process: chemotaxis; immune response; inflammatory response. Gene Ontology annotation, molecular function: chemokine (C-C motif) ligand 5 binding; C-C chemokine receptor activity. The coding region runs from base 57 to 1118 and encodes 353 amino acids.